Scutellospora calospora is the source of this 2457-nucleotide messenger RNA. The record is from the annotation of a GenBank genome assembly. Lineage: Eukaryota; Fungi; Glomeromycota; Glomeromycetes; Diversisporales; Gigasporaceae.
AUGAAGACUUUAUUAUAUAAUUUAGUAUUCAUUGUCCUUCUGUUGGCCGUUUUACCAACAGGAUUUGCACAAACCACACAAACCAUACAUUAUUCAAACUUUACCUAUGAUGAAAUAUCUUACCAAGACAAUCUUACAGGAAACCCACCUCACGUCUUGGCUAUUAGACAUUAUCAAAACAAUGCUGAUGUGGCAGUUAUUCGUGUCGGUCGAGUAAAUUAUUACUCUGGAAAUAAUACAUGUUUUGAACAGAGAUUAUUGCUUCGCGUUCUUCAAGGCAACGGAAGUGUUAUUGAAAUAAAUUAUACUAAUACUAGUGAAAUACAGGAUAUCAAUUUUUGCUAUAGAUUCAGGAAUCCUCUGAAUUUUUAUCCGUUAUUUGACCAAUACAUCUUAGUAACGUACACUCAUGCAACUAAUACUUCCGAUAAGACAACAUUUAUGGAUCGAGGAAUGGUUUUAAAUUGGAAUGGAACUGUUGCAAGUUUUAUCGAUUUGGGACCAUCUUAUUUGGAACCGAUCACUAAUUAUAGUUGGUACCCAAAUGAAUAUUUUGUAAAUAAUAUUAAUCCUCAAAUGGGAUUUUUUCGCUUAUCCGCGGUUAAUGGGACAAGAAGUUUCAAAUGGCAACAAUAUGCAUAUGGAAACUACUAUUUACUAUCAAAUGAUACAGUCCCCACUGAUUUCUCUACCAGUUUUCAAGUUACUGUAAUUCAAACCUUGUAUGGUGGAUAUGCAAUUAUCUAUGCUAACACGACCAAUAUUGCUAUACCUUCCAAUAACGCGAAUAGCACGUCAACCGCUCACCUUACCCCGUCCGGAGGAAUAUAUGCACUAAUAUUUAAUUAUAAUCAAACAAAAACACCUAGUAAAAUUAUUUUAUAUGAAUCACAAAUGCAGAAUAUAACAUUCAAUACAUUAUUUUGUUCUGUUGACUUUGCUUCCAUUGGACAUUCUUGUAUUGUGUCCGCAGUGGGUCCGAAAGCUAUUCAAACUCCAACUAACAUUACUACUACAUUCACAACCACUACGACUCCCCCAGUUGGCAUUCCCACAGCUGUACCAGUUACCACUGUUGUACCAGGUCAACCUAUUACUACUUACACCACUGAAUUAUUUUAUGUGAAUAUACGUUUUCUUUCUUCAGGAUCCUUAUUAUCAUUAGAUUCUAUAAUUCCACCACCAAGCAGUGUAACAAAUGUAAAUAUUAGAACAUUGCCUUUUGGAGGAUACGCAACAUUAUGGAGAACUGCUACUGUACUUGCUGCAAAUUACAACUUUAGUCUUUUUGAUGAAAAUAAUCAACUAUCCGAUUAUAACUUUCCAAUAAAUCCAAUUAUCGCGAAUUUAGUUGGCGCAUUUGACAUUUUGCAAAAUAAUACAAUGUUAGUGGCGCAAAAUGAAUCAUUAAACUCUUGGAAUAUUCUUUCAAUACUUAUGCCUAAACUUUCUCCUUAUAAUGAUAAUGGCUAUGGUAAUCUUCAUGUGGGCGCGACAUAUCCUCCAAAUAGUCCACCAAAUGAAUUAUUAAAUAAAAUAUCAUUAAAUAAUAAGGUUAUUAACAUCACAUUUGAAAAUCCUGUUACAUUUGGAACUGGUUCUCUAAAAAUUUUUAGUAUGGAUGGUACUCUUCGGCAGACACUUAAUAUAAGAAAUUGUGAUAGUAGCAAAUGUAAUGCUACUGGCAAUAUAGUCUCACUUAAUGUUUUUGAUUGUACUUUUAAUGAACCGAAUGGCCAAUAUUAUAUACAAAUGGAUAAUAGUUUUGUACUGGAUGCAGAAUACAACGAACCCUUGUUGGGAAUCGAUCCGAAUAAGUGGAUAUUUCAAACAGUUACUAACCAACUACAAGAAAAGUAUGAUGGUGGUAUUCAAGGUGCACUACGAUUAACAGACGAAGGAACUAUACAUUAUCAAAACUUGAGUUCCUCAAAUCAAUCUGACUUUAUCAAUACAUUACAAAAUGAACUCACACUCAUGAUUCCUACAGAAAAAGGCAGAUUAUACUCGAUUAAUAAUAAUACUCAAAAUGAUCCAAAUCAAAAAUCGAGAAUUUUUAUUUCGCUUUCUAUUAAAGGGGCAAAAUCUGGUCAAAAAUUGUUUUCGACUGAUGUAUCGAAAUAUUUAAACUUAUUAAUAAUUAAUAAAGAAACGACGGGUAUAUCAACAGGAACUACCACAAAAUAUUUAGAUGCUUCUUAUGGAUAUCAAAAAAUUCAAUCAGUAGCGGAGUUCUUUGCUGAAAAUCGGUCAAAAUUCAUUAUAUUUAUUGUAGCCAUAGUUCUAUUUUUAUUAAUGUUCUUAGUGGCCAAGAUGAGAACAAGACCGGAGGAUAAAGAUGUAGUAGAAAACAUAGCCAUUCUCCAACUUGGUGUUACCCUAUCUCGUUUUGCCACCUAUAUAUUAUUUGUUAUUUUUGACUCUUCAACUCUUUCAUUUCUUUUUUUACCAAGAUGA